Molecule: messenger RNA, 2267 nt
Organism: Physcomitrium patens
Lineage: Eukaryota; Viridiplantae; Streptophyta; Bryopsida; Funariales; Funariaceae
Biological process (GO): protein folding
Molecular function (GO): protein-folding chaperone binding
Source: RefSeq, a predicted model, not a curated record
AAUUCCAUAGAUCGCUUAGCUUCUUCAAGUCUGUCACACGCUGUGUAGAUUAGCAUACUUGCAAGUAUUCUAAGGGCAGUGGUCGAAUCGUGGAAUUGGUGCAAUCGUAGUUGUAAAUCCAGUUGAAUCUGGAGCGUCUUGUUUUUUGAUCGAGCUGGUGGUGUCUUCCAGUGAGCUGAUAUUUUUCUGUUUAGUUGCUAAUGGGUGGAGGAUACUUUGAUAACAUGUGGGAUCCCUACAGCAGUUCGUAUGUGUAUCCUGGGGCGCAGCCGAGGCCUGGGCAUUACCGUCCAAGAGCUCCUGUGAAUGAUAGUUAUGGUUAUUCGAGGGUGCCAGAGGAUUGGACCUAUCCGGCUAAGGUCAAGGAAACACCGAGCAAGAAGACAGUGAGAAUAAUUCCUGUUACGGAUGGAAGUGCAUUCGAGGCGGUGGCGCAGGAAGUUGUGCAAGUAGAAGUUCCGCCUCGUGUUGGGAAGUUCGAGAGUGAGACGGCUGCAGCAACGAAGGUGCAGGCUGUGUAUCGUGGUUAUUGUGUGCGUAAGACUAAGCCUUUAAAGCAUUUGAAAUUGAUUAGGAAAGUUAAGGAGGAGCUGGAGAAUUUCGAGCUUAGGUUUCAAGAAGUACCGCAGAAGAAAAGAAUUUGUACUGACCCGCAGGAGAGAUUGAAGUGGACAGAAGGCAUUAUGGCAUUGCUGCUACGGUUGGAUCAAUUGCAAGGUGCGCAUUCGGACGUCCGUCUCGUACGCAAGUCAGUGGCCAAAGAAUUGAUAAAAUUUCAGGAGAAGCUGGAUUCUAUUUCAGAUGCUUCUGAAGAUGAGGACUUGAAAGACUCAUCCAUGGUUGAGGAGAAUGGUGAUAAUCUCGAUUUUUCGAAUGAAGGGUCGAAACUUAUUGAUAACGGCGAAGAUUCUCCCGGUGAAAAAAGCGUAAAGGAAAUGGGAAUUGACAAAAGCAUUCCGGAGAGUAUAGGUGCGUCGGAGAAUUUAGAUUAUUUGGAGGGAGCAAUAAAUGAGGAUGGUAUCAAUGUUACCUCAGAGCCCCAACAAGCAGUGGACUACGACGGUGCCGUUGAAGCGAAGAACGAGCUACGGGAAAAAGAUUCUAACAGCAUCAAGGGCAUUGAGGAUGUAGCAUCUGAGCAGCAGGCACCUGAAGAGCAUGUUGCCUCAAUUUCUACGAGUCAUCAUGAUCAGGACGGCUUACUUCACAGUUCAAUGGGUGUGAUCGUGGAUCCCAUAGUAAGUGAUGGUUUGGAUCCGAGCUUGACAGAGCCUUUUGCUGCUUUUCCAAUGGAUGUAGAAAACGAGGUUGCAGGGGAGCCGGCUGUCGACUUAGAAGAAAAUGUCGAAUCUGAGUCACAGUAUUUGGAAAGUGUACCACCUAUGGAUGUUGAAGGUGGCAAUCAGGAAUCCUGUCAAUUGGAAAAUUUCGUGGCAAGCGAACCCUCAAGUGUUGUUGCUGACGAGUCAGCAUCACAGGAGAGUGAUGCAAUAGCUUCUGUCGAGAAUGAUGUGGUUCACGGCAAGGAACAUAACGUGAGGAGAGGAGAAGCAGAGGAGCCGUCGAAUGUACUUGUAAAGCCUGAUCUCAGUAGGUUAUCAUGCUGUGACUCGGGUCGUGAUAAUCUUGACAUUUCUAAAUGUCUGGAAGAGAGACAGACUAAGGCUGGAUCAGUGGACCUAGACAAUCGGUGUAUGAUUCCCGCAGGUACUUCUCUGAUUACUCCUCAGGCUACUUCUCUGGCACCUCAAUGUUGCCAGAGGCUACUACAAGGCCACCCCCAAUCUUCAACUGCUGACAAUAAUGAAGCUUUGUCUAACCGUGCGCUGCUGCAACAACUGCUUGACGAAAAUCGAAAACUCAAGGAUGUAGUUGGGAGAGUAUUACAUUGGGGCAAACAACAGAACGACAUUAUUCACAAUUUAGCUAGCCGUAUUGAGCAACUGGAGGAACCACAAUUCCAAGUAGACAUGUUACACGGCGAGAAGCAAAUAGGCAGAAAGAGAAUUAAUACUGAUUCAUGCGUAGCGGGUGGUGGGAAAAGAUCACUUCGUAGGAUAGAGAAAGGUCGCAAGAAGGGAAAAUCGGGUAAUAGGCUCCAACUUAGUCGCUUCGAUCCAGCAAAUUGGCUCUCUGCGGAAUCAGAAGAAUAUUUUUGAACUUUUAGCCCGGCCAGGAUGAUAGGCCGGGCUGUACCAAUCACAGUCUUGUACAUACUCAAAUUUGCAAAUGAUAGUUUCAAAUCAAAUUUUGAUCAUAAAAACCUA